Mycotypha africana is the source of this 1548-nucleotide messenger RNA. RefSeq lists its product as uncharacterized. Gene Ontology annotation, cellular component: SCF ubiquitin ligase complex. The record is from RefSeq and is a predicted model, not a curated record. Gene Ontology annotation, molecular function: protein binding. The transcript has 7 exons. NCBI's taxonomy places the organism in Eukaryota, Fungi, Mucoromycota, Mucoromycetes, Mucorales, Mycotyphaceae. The annotation marks the transcript as partial. Gene Ontology annotation, biological process: SCF-dependent proteasomal ubiquitin-dependent protein catabolic process.
GUCCUCGCCUUAGUGUUAAAAUCUUAUAUCAGCCCACCCAAAAAUAUCAAGAACAUUCAAAAAGCCAAACAUCCUGAAGUGCUGGUUUUCAAGAACUACACACCGUUGGAACUAGUACCAUUUGACGGCGGUCCCUAUGCCAAUUUUGCUGGACAUGAUGCUUCUCGUGGACUAGCGAAGAACUCUUUUGAUAUCGAAAUGAUGUCUGAUCCUAACGGAUUGAUCGAUAAGCUGGAAGACUUAACUGCGGACGAAUGGGAGAGCUUAAGAGAAUGGGAGAAUCACUUUGCUUCAAAAUAUCUUUUGGUGGGAAAACUGCUACCUAUAGAGCUUUGGUUUCGUAUCUUUCAGAAUUUGUGUAUAGCUGAUUUGAUGAAAUGCACUAGAGUUUCCAAGUCAUGGUACAAUGUCAUUUACGAAGGAACUUUAUGGACCAAUAUCGAUUUAUCGAAAAAUAGCCAUUAUACGUGUGUACCCAAUGAAGCAAUUAUGAAAUUCAUUCAAUCAUCAUCAAAAUAUCUGAAAAUAGCAAAUUUAAGGGGUUGCUAUCAGUUGUCUGGUCGAACUUUAAGGCAAAUAGCUUUGGACUGCCCAAAUAUACAUACACUGAUCUUGAAAGAUUGUCGUAACAUAUCUGUCUUCAGUCUGAAUCAAUUUUUUCGAGAUCCUCAACUUCAUUUACAGCAUUUGAAAAUUCUUGAUUUAUCUGGCCUCCACACAGUCAGGAAUACUGCAUUCACUCAAUGGUUACAGCCAGAAAGAAUUGAUAUUAGAAAAAAAAAACCUCCCAUUGAGCAGCUCAAUUUGAGUUACUGUCAAUUUCUACAAUUUGAAGGGAUCAAAGCCAUCGUACAAGCUUGUUCAACAACCUUAACUCACCUAAGUUUAGAUGGCGUCCCUGCAAAUCAUGUCAAUGAUGAAACUCUGAAAAUAAUCGGGAAUUAUCUGAACCACCAUUUAGAAUAUUUGAGCCUUGCAUAUUGUCAUGGCAUAACUGAUCAAGGACUAUGCAUGUUUCUACAAAAAAAAGAUAACCAAACUCUAAUACUAUCUAGCUGUCAAAGACUUACUGAAGUCACUUUACACCUUUUAGCCAGUACAACUUUUGACCGUCUACAAAUUCUGGACAUAUCAAAUAACAGCUUAAUGGCUGAUGGUACUGGAUUAUACCGAUUUUUUCAAGAUGUCAACACACUGACACAUUUGAAUUUAGAAGGCAUAACCGGCUUAAGCUCAUCAACUAUCCAUGCAAUCGGUCAAUAUCAGCCCGAUUUGCAUUGUCUUUCGCUAUCUAGUUGCUCUCAAACGACCAAUCAGAAUAUUAUAUACUUAUUCCAGCGUUGCCAAAACUUACAACAUUUGGAACUUAAUGGUUGCUUCGAAAUAACGGAUGAAUUAAUAAAGACAUUGGUGGUAACCUUAAAAACAGAUCGAAAUUCAGGCGUAUAUCUCGAAGUAGUAGACUGCCCACAUAUUACUCAGCAUGUUCUAAAAGAAGCUGUAAAAGCAUGCCCGAUGUUAUCUAUCAAAAGUUUUUACUCUUUCUAG